AUAGGAACCAAAUGGCCAAUAGAGCUCUCAAGCUCGGGGUUUUCGGAUUGAAAACAAACAGGAAACGAUGGAAUGCAAAGAGCUUAAGUUUGUAAAACAUAGUAACAACCUUUCAAAUGUAGCAAAAUAAAACUAUAAAUGCAUACUAAGUGUAGCCGAGUUUAAUAAAUUACUUCGCAUUUGCAAUGACAAUCUAUCUCCGUUUUUGAACACAUCUGUAGCUAGCUAGCGUUAGGUGCCUUCCACUUCCGCGUUCAGAGCGUUUUCCUCUCCGCGACAUACUCCAUAUACUCCAACUUUUCAACCGGACAUCUUAAUUGGCGGCCGUUGUUUUGUUUUGUUUUGGGGUUUUUUUCCAAGCCAGUUUUAAGGAGGUUGAUUGACUGACGUCAACCACCCACAUUAGCAUGGACUGUGAAGACGCCCACAAUGGGCGGGGGUUAUCAGGAGCUCACUGUUCUAAUCCAGCCAGAAACAUAAUCGGAGCAGAGGAUGAGGACUUUGAGAAUGAUCUGGACCUGACAGUGGAUGAUCAGUGCAGUCAUUUUACCAGUAUCGAACUGUUGAAAAACAAACCAACCCACCUGCUGGUCUUCCUGCAUCACGUCAUCCUUCAGUUUGACUGUGCUCCUCUGUUGUGCUACCUGCAUGCUGACCUCUUCAGGAGCCUCAGUGCCAAAGAGACCAAGAAACAAUUUGUGGACUUCUACAACAAUUUCUUGGAUAAAGGAGCAAUUCUCAGAGUAACUGUACCAUCCCAAAUAGCAUACGAGUUAGACCGCACUCGUCCAGACCUCAUCAAUGAGGACCAGCAGAAGCGAUUUGCUCUGGAAAUGCAGAGGAUGCAAACCCUGGAGAUCCUGCGGCAGCUUGAAGACUUCAGGCAGAAGAGGAUGAUGGGAAUGACCCCCAAUGAACAGGAGCUGACCGAGGUGGAGAAUCACUAUCCAACAGACCGUGUUCCCAGAGAAAUGAAGGAAAAAGCAGUGGCUGAGAGACUUCUAGAGAAGUUGACUGAAACCAACCCUGCGAUUGUUGCAGAUGAAGAUAAAUGUUCUGCCAUCUUUGGAGCAGUGGCUUUCUACAUGAAGCAUCUGGGAGUGAAGAGCAGAGCACCAGACAGCAAGAAGGGCAAAGGAUUUUUCAGGAGAAAGGUUCAAAAGAAGGAUGAAAAGUCCAAGGUCCUCAGUAUCUUGAGGAUCGGAGGCAGCAAUGAGGUCAAAGUGAGAAUGGACAAUGAAGGUGAUAAGGAGAGGAAUAAUGAACGGAAGAAUCAUUUGAGCAUCACAACACAUCGUGCCUCCACUGCAGAUGGAAGUGCAUUACCCAUCGUGGGUCGCAAACCCGGUGUGACGGGGCCUUGCACAGAGAGCAGCGAGAUGCCAAACAGCAACAUUAUUGUUAUUUCCAGCCCUGAAACUUCCCAGCCUGAGACAGGUCAGUCCAGCAGUCGUUCGGACCACCAGUCUGUAUCAGACAGCGGAGACGUAUCUCCUGCAUGCUCCAAUGUUGGCAUUGCUGUCUGGGAUCCUUCACCUUCUACUGACAUGCCUUUAGAAGAGAGUCAUGAAAAGGACAGACGGAAGACAAGGAGUGUGCGCCGCAGUGAGAGUCUGUGUGUGGAUCGCUGCCACUCUCGCCGAGUUGGCUCUACUCGGGCUAAACAAUCUCGUUCCCGUAGCGAUGUGGACCUUCAGUCGACUUCCACUUCCCAACCCCCUUCACCUUUCCCCCAGUCCUCCAACCCUUCCUUUUUGGAUAACCAAGUGUUGCCACCUGAUGGCUCUGGUGUACUCAAUGCCCCUGGCUCCUUAACUCAGCAAGAGGAAGUAGAGCCCCGGCUCCUGGAAUUAGAGCAGGACCCGCCCAACUGGAGAGAACUGGCUUCCAGCGAGGUUCUAAGUAAACUUACUAAGAAAGAGACCAAAAGACAGGAAGUCAUCAAUGAGUUGUUUGCAACAGAGCAUGCCCACGUGCGCAUGCUGAGUGUGCUACAGACAGUGUUUUCUCGUCCACUGGAAAGAGAGGCAAUUGUGGAUAGUACUGAGCUGGCUACCAUCUUCCCUAGUUUGGAUGAGAUUAUAGAGAUGCACUAUGCUUUCUACGAGAAUCUGAAGAAGCUACGCCAAGAAGAUAACUUUGUGGUUAAACAUAUCAGCACUCCGCUGCUCAACAGAUUUAAUGGCUCAGAGGGUGAAUGGUUCCAGAAGCUCACAGCUCGUUUCUGUAGUCGUCAGUCGUGGACUCUGGUUCAAAUCAAGAACAAACAGAAGAAAGAUCCCCGAUUCAAUGCCUUCAUACUGGAGGCUGAAAGUAAGCCACAGUGCAGAAGAUUACAGCUGAAGGACAUCAUCCCCAUUGAGAUGCAGAGACUAACAAAGUACCCACUGCUGUUGGAAAACAUUGCCAAGAGCACAGAAGAUGUGGUGGAAAAAGAAAAUAUCCAACAGGCUGCUGAGUGCUGCCGUAAGAUCCUAAACCAUGUCAAUGAGGAGGUGAAAUACAUGGAGAAUCUUCUGACUUUAAAAGACUAUCAGCGCAGGUUGGACACUUCAGGGCUGAAGCCCAGCAAUGAGCUCUACACAGAGUACAAGAGCUUUGACUUGACAUCAAGAAGCAUGGUUUACGAGGGGCCACUUACAUGGAGGGUGACUAAGGAGAAAGCUCUAGAUGUUCAAGGUGUGUUGCUGGGAGACCUGUUGGUCCUUCUGCAGAAACAAGAUGAUAAGAUGCUCUUGAAAUGCCAGAGUAAGAGUAUUGGUGCUUCCCAGGAGGGCAAACAAAUGCUCAGCCCCAUCAUAAAGCUGGAUUCAGCUUUCCUCCGAGAUGUGGCCACAGAUAAUAAGGCCUUCUAUGUUAUCUUCGCUUGGGAGAGUGGAGCACAGAUCUAUGAACUUGUGGCCCAGUCUGUUGCUGAACGGAAAACAUGGACAGAUUUGAUAAAGUCAUCAGUAGAGGAGUUGAAAAAGAGUGGCGGACAUACACUGGAAAGGAUGAGGCAUGGUAGCAUGGCAAGUAGCAGCUCCACACUGCCAUAUAGUGCCUCACUGAACCCCCCUCUCAGCCCCAUUGACAAUGGACCAGACAUGCUGAAAAACUCUGGUCAAUACAAGGACAGCCUCACGAAUGAAAAGUUCAGACACACUCAGCCCUCACUGAUUGACUGCUUAGCUGCCAAUGGAUUUGACCCACUGGGUUACAGCAAUGCCCCUCCAGAACGGUCCGCCACUGUGGCUUUGGAUGAAGUUAUGUCCUUGAAGACACUGUUAGUCGGAAGUACUUGUCUGUCCAAGAAUGCCCAGCCUGAUGUGGAGAGCGGAGCAGAGCCGGGGAAGCAGGAAAAUGAUGGAAGUCAAUCACAAGUGGAAGAGCACAAUAUGGAGUCGCAGGAGGAUAGGCAGGAUGAAGAGACUAAAGGAGAUGAGCAGAAAGCAGUAAUUGCUCCUCUAGUGCUUUCACAGGAGCAGAUGGAGGAGGUCAGCAGAAAACUGGAGAGUCUGGAAGAACAAGUGAAGAGACUACAGAAUGUGGAGGACGAGUAUCACAGGCUACAAGUAACCCUUGCUAAGUUCACUAUUCAAAGAGGCAACUACAACUGAGGAAUAUUCCAACCUGCUGUUCACCAGAUUGUCUGUAGCCCCAACCCAGUGAUGUGCUGAAAGAGUCGCUGACAGGAAGGAGAGAGAAAAAAGAGACUGUUUAGUUGUGAGUGUGUGUGUGCGCUUGCAUGUGUUUGUGUGUGUGUGUUUAUUUUAUGCAGAACUCCUGGCCCAAAAUGCAGAUGGUCAGGAUAGAAAAAAAUAUACUCAUCUAUGUGUGUUUUGAAAGAACAGCUCUUGAGCGCACGUGAAGCAAAGACGAGGGUUAAAAGUUGGAGAGACGUGGUGAGGAAGGGGAUUGAUUUUGUAGAAUAAUGCCAAGUGAAACUGGGUUGAAAUCUGCUGAUAUGCAUAUGCUUAUAUGUAUAUGCUUAAGUGUGACAUGGAGUCUGGAAAUAUUUGUGUGGAAAUGGAGUUCCUCAC
Messenger RNA from Ictalurus furcatus (blue catfish), 4022 nucleotides. RefSeq names its product Rho guanine nucleotide exchange factor (GEF) 1b (gene arhgef1). Gene Ontology annotation, cellular component: cytoplasm. The transcript has 33 exons. Bases 408 to 3599 code for a protein of 1063 amino acids. Gene Ontology annotation, biological process: G protein-coupled receptor signaling pathway; intracellular signal transduction. The record is from RefSeq and is a predicted model, not a curated record. NCBI's taxonomy places the organism in Eukaryota, Metazoa, Chordata, Actinopteri, Siluriformes, Ictaluridae. Gene Ontology annotation, molecular function: G protein-coupled receptor binding; guanyl-nucleotide exchange factor activity.